Molecule: messenger RNA, 4329 nt
Organism: Haliotis rubra (blacklip abalone)
Lineage: Eukaryota; Metazoa; Mollusca; Gastropoda; Lepetellida; Haliotidae
Product: sorting nexin-19-like
Cellular component (GO): intracellular membrane-bounded organelle
Molecular function (GO): phosphatidylinositol binding
Source: RefSeq, a predicted model, not a curated record
GAUGGCGGAUGUCGGGGAAAGCUGUAGGCAUUUGUAAGAAUGCAAACAAGGUGCUAUCUCACAGAAAUCCUCUCAACAAUGACUCUACGAUAACGCUCGUCACAGAGAUUCGGACAUUUUACAAAGCUUGGAUGCAAUGGCGUCAAAUAUGAGGGUCUUCUCAGAUCUAUUCAGCUGGCGUAGAACGACAACUGUUCAAAAAAUGCUUGUGAUAGCCGUUGGAUUAGUAAUUGUAUCGUUCUUAUCAAAUUUCUGGUCAUUGUGUGUGGCAUAUCUUCUUGCGUUACCGUUUACAUGGAAACUACUUCAUCUCAUCAUGAAGCGGAAGACCCCGGCUCCUUCUGACAAGCUCUUGUUAGCUUUGCAGACGAUCAACAGAGUGAAACAAGGUAUCCUCGCCUUGGGUUCACCCCAGAAAGAAGUAAAAGAAAGAUCACCGUCUUACAAAGACACCAAAGGAACGGCUCCUACUUAUGGUGUUGACAUCGGGCGUGCAAAAGAUGUGUCAACUUUGAGAGGUCAAACUAUAGAGGGUGAAGUCAGUAUUUUUGUAAAAUAUGUCAUAAGAGACUUUGUUCAGUCAUGGUAUGAGGACUUUAGUCAUGAUGCUCAGACACUGAAGGAAUCUCAGCAGAUUUUACACGUGGCUGCUUUCAGUCUUACUAAACGAGGCCAAAGAAUAAACCCUCAGCGACUCACUAGGGAUCUCUUAGAAUUGUUUACUCAGCAUCUGUCGACAUUCCAAGUAGCCAGAUCAGUUUUUCUAAGUCAAAGAAGGGGAUCAAUGAAUACUUCUACAAGAACAUGCGAGACCCUGGAAGAAGCAUUUGAACAGAAAAUCAAAUUCCAUCCAGCAUUAAAAAAUGAUGAAAGUGAAAUGAAUUUUUUGAGGAGUUUGUCAAAAUUAUUAUUGACACAUAUUCUACCCGCCAAUAUACACACAUUUCGGUCACCUAUUGUUAUAUUGACUGAGAUUACAGCAUGCAAUGUACUUAAAUCAGCGAUUGAAAUGCUCACAUCUACAGACUGGUUGUAUGAGAGCAUGAUUAUCCUUCUAUCAGAUGAGGACCAGAUAGAAACAAAUUCUGAUGUCAAAUGGACGGACACAGAUACAACACAUUCCACUGAACAAACACAGCCUAACAGACACAAAGGUACAGAGGUUGCUGUCAAACUGGAAGAAGUAGUGCUGUGUGAUGAUACCAUUAAUGAAAAUAAUGUUGGAAAUGCUCAAGUAAAAGAUCAGAGCAUUCUUUCAGAUGAUGAGUGUGAGAAAGACAGGAAGGUAAUAAUCUCAGAAAACAUUCCUCAGAUAUUGCUUGAAGAAGCUGGUUGUGAUAUACAUGAUAGAGAAAUAACGGGUGCUGAAAAUGUUGACAUGGACAAAGAUGAGUUUGAGACGUGUAUAGAAGAGAAAUCUGACUGUGAUAAAGAUGAUGAAAGAGGGAAAGAAGAUGUUUGCCCACCAGAUGAUUCCACCGGGUUAAAUGAAACUUCUGUUGAAACACAAACUCUUCCAGCACAAGGUUUUGAAUCCUCUCAGGAGUCCAACAAAUCUGUGGUAGACACAGAAACAGUACAGAAUGAUGCUUUAAAACCUGCCCCCACCUCUUCAAAAAAUGACAAUAAGAAAAAAACUAGUUCCUUUUUCAGUCUGUUUAACAGAAGGAAAGACUCAACAAAAUCCAGGAAUGAUUCAACUGCUUCAAACUCUACUGGCUCUGGUGAUGAAUUUCAUCGCUCAAGAGGAGAUACGUUUGAUGAUGGAGAAGUUUUCCAUACAGUUAUAGGUGUGGAGUGUUCUGAGGAGGCUGUUCCUGUGAAGCGGGGUGCAGUGGUACAGUUCUUUAUGCAGGAGGAGGAGGAUGAAAAGAGUAUGGAUAUGCUGACCUUGGACUCAGACAAAGAUAUGGUUGAAGACAGUUCACUACUUUUUCAGGAUGUGAGCAUUCCAGAAACGGAAGAACGUCAGGAAUACAGGAGCUCCUCUAAAUACACUCUCUACACUAUAGAGUUCAAUGCUCUGUAUUUCACGGAUGGGCCUCCAUUGAUGAAGAGUGGAGCUGUAAAACGUCGGUUUCGUGAGUUUGUUAAUCUGCAGGCCAGACUAGAUGCCAAGGAUAACUACAAGAAACUGCUUAAAGAAACAAAAGGCCCAAGUCGGUGGAACACCCUGCCAUUCAAGAAUAUGGACAAGGAUAAUGUGGAGAGUCGAAGAGUUUUUCUGGAGAAGUUCCUGAAGUCGCUGAUCCUGAUCGAGGCAGUCUGCAAUGGCCCAGAGCUCCGUGAGUUUCUGGCCUAUGAGGGAGAUGGUCAUACGUUCGUCAAGAAAGCUCGCGAGAUAAGUGUACCCAGGCUGGAUAAGAUGUUUGUCAAGACGGCGUCUGUGGUGUUUGACAAGCUGAAGUCAAUUCCUGACAUUCCCCAGAAUGUCAUCUCCGCAGUUACGAAACGGGACCGUUCAGUAGAGAGACAAGAGGACCGCAAGGUCAUGGAGGACUCCGACAAACAGGAGUUGGAGUUUUCCUGGCAGGAUCCAGACUCAGACUCUGGGUGUAAUCAGUGGCUUCAGGCUCUGGACGAGUAUGUCAGUAAUUCUGAGAAAAGUACAGAUGAUGAUGACAGCAACACUAUGAUCACAAGCAUGGAUACGAAGGAGAAAAAGGCUUUGCUUGAGGAAAUUCAUGCCAGGUUGCCACGGAUACAGGGAGAUGGUUCAGAAGCACCAGAUACACUGGUUCAAGAAGGAAAGGGUCAAGUUAUACCUGACCUUCCCCUUGCUAAUGCUGUCCUUGACCUGGCCCUCCAGACCAUCCAAGGUCAUGAGCACUGGAUGACACGUGAAAGAGUACUUCCUGUGACAAGGAUUGUGAUUGGAAAGGCACUUGACAGGUGGCUGUCUGACCAGAUCAGCUACCUAACAUCGCCAGAACGCUGGGUGUAUUACUCUCAGCUGCUGCGGAAAGCAAUAUGGCCAGAAGGGAAGCUGUCGACCGAAGAUAAGCCAGUUAAACAGGAGAGUGAGAAGGAGGCAACGCGGAAACAAGCCAAGCAAUGUCUGAAAGAUUUCUUUCCAGACUUCAUUGAACGUUUGGCUGGAGCGGAGGAUUAUGACACUGCAGCUGAUCAGAUCAUUGACGUCCUGCAGUAUGAGAAACUCAAUCGGCAUCUGCUGUACAUGUUCCUGGAGAUUCUCACAGAAAAACUGUUUCCAGAAAUCUCCGCAUCGGAACUGCAAGAUAAAUUAUUCAGUUAAUACAACACAGAGACUGCCAAAAUGUUGCACCUUUAAAUAUAUCACAAACUGUGAUUGUCAACCAAGAAAGAUAUCAUAAAUUUCCAGUCAUGUGAAGUAGUUCCCUGAUAUAGGUUGUGCAUAUUGCUUCAGGAGGUAGUUCCCCACACAAGUUGUGCAUGUUGGAUGAGAGGGAAGCUCCCAUACUUGAGUGUGUGAAUACAGACUUUAACACUCAUUAAUCAGUAGGCUUUGUGUUGUUCAAGCUUGCACUUUCACUAUCGCAUAAGACUGCACAAGAAAUUGAGAGGACCACAUGUACUCCAAGAUGGCUGUUGUAUUCACGCACAUAUUCCAGGAUGACUGUUCCUCCCAUUCUCGAAGGCUGCAGAUGCUCUUCACAUUCCAAGAUGGCAGUCUUCACAUGGUAAACAAUGGCGUCUUCAGGCAAAAGCCCUAGUAAUCUUUAGAUCAAUAGUAUGAAAGGAUUGUAAAGAACUACUGUAUGUAGCAGUAUUGUAGCGUGAGUUUAAAUGUGCUAUUACUUUGAUGACAAUAGUGCUAAUACUUAUGGACACUGCAAGGUCAGAAGACUGAAAAUUGAGACAGUGCUUGAUGUAAUAAUUUUAGGUUAAUAUUGGUAGCAUUCUGAACAAUGAACAAGUCUAAAAGGCCACAUGAGAAUAUAUACUUGAAUGCAUAGGCCUUGAAAUGUUUAAUGUUUAAUAAUGUUUAUCUUUUUGUGAUUCAGUGCUAACUAUUCCUGUUUAUCUGAACUCAUUUUGUUUGUUUGGAUCAGUAAAAUAUCUAGUUUCACAAUUAGAAUCCUAAAUCCCAAUAUUAUCCAGAAUCUAAUGUGAGAGUUAUCUUUCCUUGACUAUUCCUCAUAGACAAGUAAUGUCUCUUCCCAGCAAAGAAACAUCAUUAUUUUUAAUGUACUACAUCCUCACAGAUGAACAUGUUGAUCCAAAGGGAGGACAUGUCUUCAGAAAAUCUAGUCCACAAAUAUUAUUCUGCCAUAUAUCAGGGACCAUUCAUAAUUUAUGGCUAGGGGGCUUGAUGAUGAUUUUCAGGGGGGUGUCAUCCAUUUUGUU